GGGAGGUCUUAGAAAAGAAAGCAGUCUUCUUCAUUUUCUUACGUCUCUUUUGGAAGAAAACCAACACAUCAGAGAAGCCCGAGCUCAGAAAUGUCUAUUUGGUUCUAUUAUUUUCAGCGGUGGAUGGAAUAAGUGACACACUCCAAUUUUACGACUGAAUGAUGACAUCUGUGCAAGUCCCAGGAAUACUGAUGAGCAAUAAGACACUUGCGAUCAUCUUUCUUUUUAUCGUUAAUUCCAUGUCAGGAUUAGCUGUCCCUCAGGUUGACAGACUGUCUGUGAAUAUUCUGGAUGGCGAGGUGAUAGUCCAUUGGCAUCAACCCCAAAACACCACAUCUGACGUCCAGUACAAUCUUCAAAUGAAAAAGCUUGCGGGUGAAUGGGCCAUGGUACUGAGCUGUUCAGAGAUCACAAAGACCUACUGCAAUCUGACUGGACUCUUUCAUGACUAUAGCAGUGGCUAUAAGGUCAGGGUUCAGACGGUAGACAGAAACGACACGUCGGAGUGGACAGUGAAGAAAUUUCUCCCUAAUACAAGUGACCUGCAGCCUCCUUCCUUCACAUUAUAUGCUACCUCACGCACGAUAACAGUCCACGUUCAUCAAAAACCCAUUCUCAGAAAGCUCUUUCCAUUUGGGGUUACAUACAUCCUUCGCCUGGAGGAAAUAGCCAGAAAUGACGAAGCUGAAGUGAAAGAGACAACAGUAGUGCACCUAACAGAUUACUUGGAUCAGGAGUCCAAAAACUUCACCUCGCUCCAUUGGGGGGUGAAGUAUUGUGUCAGUGUCAUGGUGGAGGGAAACGGUGCUUUGUCCAGGAGCAAUUUCUCCCCUAAACAAUGUCUGUUGCUGCCAGAGCGAGAAUGGUUCAUCAUUUCUGUGUCAUCCCUUUCUGCUCUGGGCUUGCUGGCUGUUUCAGCAAUUGCUCUCAUUUGUCACCUGAACCGUCCAGCGAAAACACCUGUUGUAUUGAAAUCCCCUGUGCAUGGCUGGCAUCCACUCACUGUUGGAGACGGGCCAAUUGAAGUGGUCACAGACAAAGGUUGGUUCCUGUUUGGCCACAGAACAGAAGUGAGAAACUCCACAGAAAUCCCUAAAAGCAAUGCUGCUUUUGACAUUUCUGAAGAAAACAACAAGAGGAGAAGCCAGGACAGUGGUGUUAUCGUGGUAUGCAAAGCUAUGGAAAAACAUGAAACAAGUCCUCAGAGGAAACAAGACGAUAGUGGUUGUGGAAGCAUGGUAGAGACCGUGUAUCCCCAGAAUGAUACAGUUGAGUCCAGGAGGGAGGAGAGUGGCGUGGAGAGCACAUCGCUCAAAGAGGUUGACAGUUAUUGCAGACAAAACCCCACAUCGAACAUUCCUCAAGAUGAGGAGUCUAAACAGAUCAUCUCUAGUCCAGUUUUGGCCAAAGUUGUCUCAGGCUACCGGGCGGGACCUCAGUCGUGUAUCUGCUCUGGUGCCACUCAGUGCUCCUGGUGCCUCAAGCGCAUGGUCCCAGAGGCUGAAACCAUCAAAUGGAAUGGAAGCAAAGAGGAUUUUACCAAUGAUAUAAGAAGGACACGAAUACAAACAACUGAGGCUUUCCCUCUGCUGACCUCUUUAACACAUGAGUUGGACCUUCAAAAGAACACUGUGCCAAUCUCACUUUUUGACCUCCAGCUCCAUACUGACUGAUUCACUAAGAACACUUCUUAAAAUAUGCUGACAAAAAAUGCUGCUGCUUUAGAUCAAAACUUAUUUUCCUGGCUAUCUGAGUCAGUUGCCAUGUGUGAAGAAAGGAAAUGAGGGUUGGAAAUUCAGCAAAAACAUGCUCGUUGGAAGGUAAUAUAACUGUAAAGGCACUUCGUCGAGCAAAAAUGUUUCCCAUCUGCUGAAAGGGAAGUGAGCCUCAAGUGAAACCGUUGUAAAGAUGCAUGUAGGCAAGUGUGACAGUUUGUUUCGUGGCCUUUCCCAAACAACUAUAAGCAGAAACUAUCAGAUGUGUUUUUGUAUGUGUCAGAGGCACACAUUUCUUCUAUUUAUUAUAUAUAACCCAGACAUAAACUGAUCAGGUAAAAUGUGACCUAUUCUGACAAUAGACAGGUUUAUGGCCAUUGAUAAGGCCGUAAAAAAAAAUAUUUUUUUUUAAAAUUGAAUAAGCAGGGAUAAAACUAUUUAAAUGGAUUUAUUGUAUUUCAAAAAUAAUAAUACUAGUUACAAAAAAAACUUGAAAUUUUGAAAGAAGUUCAGGAUUUUCCUCACAUUGGGGUCCACUCUGCACAAAAAAAUGGUCAGUUUUUCACCUUUUUUUGAAAAUAUCAUUCACUUGUACAUUUGCUACAAACGUUUGUAUGCACUGAGACUGUACCAGGUAACACAUGGAAAAUGAUCUGUAUGAAUGGGUUAAUUCCGUCAUUAUUUGUGUUGUCUGUGUUUAAAAUA
Messenger RNA from Corythoichthys intestinalis (scribbled pipefish), 2420 nucleotides. RefSeq names its product interleukin 10 receptor, alpha (gene il10ra). Gene Ontology annotation, biological process: cytokine-mediated signaling pathway. NCBI's taxonomy places the organism in Eukaryota, Metazoa, Chordata, Actinopteri, Syngnathiformes, Syngnathidae. The coding region runs from base 159 to 1673 and encodes 504 amino acids. Gene Ontology annotation, cellular component: plasma membrane. Gene Ontology annotation, molecular function: protein binding; cytokine receptor activity. The transcript has 7 exons. The record is from RefSeq and is a predicted model, not a curated record.